Molecule: messenger RNA, 895 nt
Organism: Melitaea cinxia (Glanville fritillary)
Lineage: Eukaryota; Metazoa; Arthropoda; Insecta; Lepidoptera; Nymphalidae
Product: tetraspanin-9-like
Exons: 5
Coding region: 8-712 (234 amino acids)
Cellular component (GO): membrane
Source: RefSeq, a predicted model, not a curated record
AGUGGCGAUGGCGAUGGGCGGUGCAAUGGACGCCUGCGGGCGUUGUAUGAAAGUGUCCCUGGUGGCCACUAACAUUUUAACAUUUGUGGGCGGUGCGUUAGCUCUGGCUAUCGGUGUAUGGGUGUGGGUGUCACGUUCGUUCCCUAGCACGCUGAUGAGCAACAAUAUGUUCAUCGCGUCCGUCGCGGUGGUCGUGGUCAUGGGGGCGGCCAUGAUGGUGCUGUCUCUACUCGGUUGCUGUGGAGCAGCUAAGGAAGUCAAGUGCAUGCUACUUACGUAUUACAUUCUGGUAUUCAUAAUGUUCGUGGUAAUGCUGGUCGGCGGUAUCCUCUUGUUCGUGUUCAGAGAGAAAGUCUUAACAACCUUGGAGCGGGAAAUGCACGCGUCCAUCCCCAACUAUGGAGUGAGGCACGAGUACACGGUGGCGUGGGACGAGACGCAGACCAACCUCCAGUGCUGCGGCGUUAAGAGCUACAAGGAUUGGAACGACAAUGUCCCUGAAAGCUGUUGUCGUGAAGUCUACCCCGGGAAAAGACAGGACUGCAAAUAUUCCCAGAAUCCAACGACGAUGUACAUGGAAGGUUGUUUCAACAGAACAGUAGAAUUGUUGCGAGAAGACGCCGUGUUCGUGGGAGCGGUGGCCAUAAUUGUUGCUUUAAUUAUGGUUUUGGCGCUAAUAUUCUCAUGUGGGUUGUUCGUGAAAAUAGAAUGACACCAUUGAAGAAAACGAAUAUAGUGACUAAUGAUAAAGUCUGUUGAUUAGGUUGACUUUUAAGGAUAUGUAUGUUAUGCGACCGAUUGAUUACCUGGCGUCGUAAUGCGCAUUACAUUUUCUAAUUUAUUAUCUAAAUGUAGGUACUUUCUUUAAAUAAAUUUUUUUAUUGAUUCCGAUACA